Messenger RNA from Daucus carota subsp. sativus, 5341 nucleotides. Its product is annotated as putative ABC transporter C family member 15. The record is from RefSeq and is a predicted model, not a curated record. The coding region runs from base 438 to 4955 and encodes 1505 amino acids. Lineage: Eukaryota; Viridiplantae; Streptophyta; Magnoliopsida; Apiales; Apiaceae. Gene Ontology annotation, cellular component: membrane. The transcript has 11 exons. Gene Ontology annotation, molecular function: ATP hydrolysis activity; ATP binding; ABC-type transporter activity. Gene Ontology annotation, biological process: transmembrane transport.
UAGUUCACUCUAACUCAUUUCCUUCUACUUUCAUCUUUCGUCUUUUGCCUGCUUUCCUCCUUUCCAAGAACUCAUCAGCAUGCCGGAAGCAACCACUGACCUUCCCCUCAGCUUUAAAAAUGGACCCAAAAAGCAUUAGUCAUAAAGUGUCCACAUAAACUAACAACAGAACAAGACUAAAAUCUCAUGGUCUUCUCUUGCACUCCAAGUCAUAUCUCCAUAACAACCUAGACAUUGUCCUUUUCCAAUCAUCAUCAUUAAAAUAUUUCCCUUACUAUCUUGUCCUAGACCAAUAUAAAGAUGAUAAGUUGACACUUGACACUUGACAGUGUUAUUCAUUCUUGAUAGUCUCAGAUUCUGAGGCUCCCAAGUAUAUAACAGAGUUACAGACCUCUCAAAAAACCUUGUUAGAAUAAGCUGUAUUUGAUUUUGAAGAGAUGUUCGGCCCCAGCAGCAGCGCCAUAGCAAAUUUUCAGCAUAUUCAGUUUUGGAUGUCAUGGCUGCAACUGAGUUCGCCCUGCUUGUGGGAGACUGCAAGCAUAGUUCUGCAACUAGGGUUCUUCGGAUUCAUAAUACUCCGUUUUGUGCAUGGUUUUGUUUCAUCAUUAGACCAAAGCAAAACAAGAGAAAAUGUUGGACAAAAUGAGAUAAUGGAUGUAAUUGUAGGAUUUUCCUACAAGUUGUGCCUAAUUUGUUCCAUUUUGUUAUUUGGAGAACAAUUGAUGUACAUUUUACUCAUGACACGAAGUAGAAGCGAGACAGAAUGCAGGAUGCCAGGCCAGGUCCUUACCUCAGGGAUCACGCGAGUACUAUCAUGUGUCAUUGCGUUGAUUGUACUAUACAAAGUGCUGAAAGAUAAGUGCAGCAAGUACCCUUUGGUUCUGAGAAUCUGGUGGUUUUGUAAUUUCUUCAUGUUUCUAGCUCGAGCAGCUCUCAAGGCGUUUUCUUCAUUUACAGACGGUGGCCACAGUAUGAUGCCUGAUUAUGUUGAUUGUACUGUUCUUCUGACAUCCGCCUGCUUAUUGGUUAUUUCAGUUCGAGGAAAGACAGGCAUUGUUCUUAAAUUGCAAAAUGGCAUCAUUGAGCCACUUUUGAAUGGAGAUUCUGCAGAAAAUUCAGAAAAGAAAAGAAACUGUCUAUAUGGUGAUGCUACCAUUUUGCAACUUCUGACCUUUUCUUGGCUUAACCGGCUGUUGGCAGUUGGAAACGUGAAACCCCUCAACCAAGAUGAAGUACCAGAUGUUCAUAUCAAGGAUUCAGCUGAGUUCUUGUCAGGCUCCUUUGAUGAAAUCUUGAACUGUAUUGUACAGAGAGACGGAACCUCAAAAUCCUCUAUAUACAAGGCCAUGUACAGGUUUGUGAGGAGAAAAGCAGCUAUAAAUGCCCUUUUAGCAAUAAUAAGUGCUGGAUCAUCGUAUGUUGGCCCCUACCUUAUCGCGGACUUUGUUAAAUUCCUUGGUGAGAAGAAUGUUCAGAGCCUGGAAAGCGGAUACAUUCUUGCACUUGGCUUCCUCACUGCAAAAAUUGUGGAGACAGUAGCUGAGAGGCAGUGGAAUUUUGGGGCUCGCCAGCUUAGCCUUCGACUCAGGGCUGCUCUGGCGUCUCACGUUUACAAAAAGGGCCUUGCAUUGUCAAACCAAUCCUGUCAGAGCCAUACAAGUGGAGAGAUUAUCAACUAUAUGAGUGUUGACAUCCAAAGGGUCAGUGAUUUCAUGUGGUACAUCAAUUCAAUCUGGAUGUUUCCUGUUCAAAUUUCCUUCGCGAUCUUUAUACUAUAUACGAACCUAGGAAGAGGAUCCGUGGUGGCAUUAGCAGCAACAAUUAUUGUUAUGACUAUCAACAAGCCAAUAACUAAGAUCCAGAAGCAAUAUCAGUCAAAGAUUAUGAAAGCAAGGGAUGAUAGAAUGAAAUCUACUUCAGAAACUCUUAGAAACAUGAGAACUCUGAAACUUCAAGCAUGGGACAGUCACUAUCUCCAGAAGCUAGAAAGUCUCCGGAAAAUUGAGUACAAAUGGCUUUGGAAGUCAAUUAGACUACGAGCUAUACUGGACUUCAUUUUUUGGGUAUCGCCAGCAUUUAUUUCAGUUACAACCUUCGCAGGAUGUAUCAUCAUGGGCAUUCCCCUGACAGCUGGGAGAGUGUUAUCCGCUCUAGCUACGUUUAAAAUGUUGCAAGAUCCUAUUUAUAAUCUACCUGAUCUUCUCUCAGUAUUUGCACAAGCAAAAGUUGCUGCAGACCGAGUUGCUUCUUACCUUCAAGAAGAGGAAAUUCAGCAGAGCGCGAUUGAAUUUGUUUCUCCAGAUCAAACAGAAUUUGACAUUGAGAUAAAACGCGGAAAAUUUAGCUGGGAUGCUGAAUCAACAAUAGAAACUCUUGAUGGAAUAGAGUUGCAAGUAAAGAGGGGAAUGAAAGUUGCUAUUUGUGGGACUGUAGGAUCGGGGAAAUCAAGCCUACUCUCGAGCAUUUUAGGCGAGGUGACAAAGUUGUCAGGGACAGUAAAGAUAAGUGGCACGAAGGCUUAUGUUCCUCAGUCUCCAUGGAUACUCUCAGGGACUGUCAGAGACAAUAUUCUUUUUGGAAAUUCUUAUAAUAGCUCCAAGUAUGAGGAGACCAUAAAAGCAUGUGCCUUAACCAAGGAUUUCGAGUUGUUUCCUGCUGGUGACUUAACUGAGAUUGGAGAGAGAGGGAUAAAUAUGAGUGGAGGACAAAAGCAGAGAAUACAAAUUGCUCGCGCAGUUUAUCAAGAUGCUGAUAUUUAUCUGCUGGAUGACCCUUUUAGCGCGGUUGAUGCACAUACAGGCAGACAAUUAUUCGAGGAAUGUCUACUGGGAAUUCUUCGCGAAAAGACUGUACUUUACGUGACUCACCAAGUUGAGUUUCUUCCAGCAGCAGAUGUCAUCCUGCUGAUCCAAAACGGCAGGAUUGCACAAGUUGGCAAGUUUGAAGAGCUUCUGAAUCAGAAUAUUGGAUUUGAAGUUCUAGUAGGAGCUCAUAGCCAGGCUUUAAAUUCAGUCGUAACAGUUGAAAAUGCAAGCAGAGCACCUGCAAAUGGAUUCAGUGAGGGUAAAUCAGCUGAACCCACCUUGAUUGAUGAUCUCCCAAAGAGCAAAGAAGAUUGCAAGACUAUUCUUUGUGCUGAAACAAAUAGAGGGAAAGGAAAUCUGGUGAACAAGGAAGAAAGGGGAAAAGGAAGCAUUGGAAAGGGAGUGUACUUUGCUUACUUGACCAUGGUCAAAGGCGGCGCAUUUGUUCCAGUAAUAGUUCUAGCUCACCUAGGUUUCCAAGGGUUGCAGAUUCUCAGCACCUACUGGAUGGCAUGGGCUUGUCCAACAGUUGAGGCUGAGGAAGUCAAAGACAUAAACUACAUUUUAUUUAUUUACCUGAUCAUUUCUAUCGGGGGUUCGUUCUGUGUACUUGUCAGAGCCUCACUACUAGCUGUUACGGGCCUUGCAACAGCUGAGAAGAUGUUCCAUAAUAUGCUGCACAGUGUUCUCCGUGCUCCUAUGGCGUUCUUUGAUUCAACUCCAACAGGAAGAAUACUGAAUCGGGCCUCCACAGACCAAGAUGUGUUAGACCUGGGAAUAGCAAACAAAUUAGGGUGGUGCGCGUUCUCCACGAUUCAACUCAUCGGGGUCAUUUUAGUAAUGUCUCAGGCGGCUUGGGAAGUAUUCAUCGUCUUCCUUCCGGUUACAGCCAUUUGCAUCUGGUACCAACAAUAUUCUAUGCCAACUUCAAGAGAAUUAGCGCGCUUAGCAGGGGUAGAAAGAGCUCCUAUACUGCACCACUUUGCAGAAUCACUUGCAGGAGCAGCAACGAUUCGUGCUUUUGGCCAAAAGCCCCGCUUCAUUAAUACAAACCUUUGUCUUGUUGACAACCACUCAAGGCCAUGGUUUCAUAACUAUGCAGCUAUGGAGUGGCUUUCUUACAGAUUGAAUCAGUUAUGCAAUCUUGUAUUCGCCUUCUCAUUGGUUUUGCUGGUGACUCUCCCUGAGAAACUCAUCGAUCCAAGCCUUGCAGGUUUGGCGGUCACAUAUGCAAUCAAUUUAAACGUUCAGCAAACGUAUUUCAUAUGGAAUAUUAUCAAUGCCGAAGUCAAGAUGAUCUCAGUUGAAAGAAUCCUACAGUACUCAAAUAUCAUUAGUGAAGCACCUCUGGUAAUUGAAGAUCAUAGACCACCUAAAAACUGGCCAGAUACUGGAACAAUAUGCUUCGAGAACUUGCAAUUUCGCUAUGCUGAGCAUCUUCCAUCUGUCCUAAAAAAUAUAACCCUGACAAUUCCGGGAAAGAAGAAAAUCGGGGUCGUAGGAAGGACUGGGAGUGGGAAAACAACCCUUCUACAGGCCAUCUGUCGGAUAGUCGAGCCAAAAGAGGGAAGAAUCCUUAUUGAUGAUGUUGAUAUAUCCAAGAUAGGCCUUCAUGACUUGAGAUCAAACCUUAGCAUCAUACCUCAGGACCCAACUAUGUUCGAGGGAACUGUUAGAAGAAACCUUGAUCCUCUGGAGCAAUACUCUGAUGCUGAAAUAUGGGAGGCUCUAGACAAAUGUCAGUUAGGUGAUAUAGUUCGAGAAAACAAAGAGAAGCUGGAAUCUACAGUAGUCGAAAAUGGGGAGAACUGGAGUGUUGGACAGAGACAACUAUUCUGUCUCGGAAGAGCAUUGCUUAAGAAAAGAAGCAUUCUUCUUUUAGACGAAGCAACGGCCUCUGUAGAUUCAGCAAUUGACGGGAUACUUCAAAAUGUGAUAAGCCGAGAGUUUAAAGACCGGACCAUUGUCACAAUAGCUCACAGAAUACACACGGUUAUUGACAGCGACUUAGUACUGGUCCUCAGUGAUGGAAAAAUUGCAGAGUACGACACUCCAAAACGGCUACUUGAGCGAGAGGAUUCGUUCUUCUCAAAGCUCAUCAAGGAGUACUCUACAAGUUCAAAAAGCUUCAACAGUAUAGUAAAUUUGUGAACUGAAGGAGUUCCCAGUAACUGAAAGUUAAUAAUAUCUCGAGAGAAAACUCUCAGAAGUCGAAGAAUUAUACGAUAGUAACAACACUGUAACUUCGGAUCAUAUGACCCUAAGGUUCAGUCAAUUAAGGAGUUUUUGAAUUAAGUUUGUAGAAGAACAUGUCAGGAGAUCUGCCGCGUUGCUGACAAGAGCAAGUUUUACCAAGUACUACAUCUACAUGCCUUAGAGAGUUCAGUCCUUUCACUAUGGCCUAGUUUUUCUCAAGAUUGUUACAUUUUCUUAUGGAACAGUCAAAAAGAGAUUGUACUGGUACCAUUGCUAAACUCUGGCCUACCUCGGCUUCUUACUCGGUUUCCAGGUCAUGUAUCAGAGUUCCGGUGACCCUA